Molecule: messenger RNA, 1191 nt
Organism: Phaeodactylum tricornutum CCAP 1055/1
Lineage: Eukaryota; Bacillariophyta; Bacillariophyceae; Surirellales; Neidiaceae
Gene: GALK1
Product: galactokinase
Exons: 1
Biological process (GO): carbohydrate phosphorylation; galactose metabolic process
Cellular component (GO): cytoplasm; cytosol
Molecular function (GO): galactokinase activity; ATP binding
Source: RefSeq, a predicted model, not a curated record
CCCCCGGCGUACGUGGUGGCGGCACCAGGACGGGUCAAUUUAAUUGGCGAGCACGUCGAUUACACGGGUGGAUUUGUCUUACCCUUGGCCAUCGACUUUUCCACCGUGAUUUACGGAACCGGCUUUUGCCAUACCGGCAAGGGCAAUGGACCGACGUCGAUGCGUCUGCGACUCAUUUCCGAAAAGGCCCUUAACGGAAGUAUUGUUGAAGAACGCCGGCUGAACGGCACAAGUCGUCCACCAGAUGCGGAUGAACCGCGAUCAUGGGUCAACUACGUAGUCGGGGUAGUACAACAGUACAUGCACGAUCUUCCCAAAGAAGGGUGCACUAUAGACCUGUCUAUGGCCAUUGCUAGCGAUGUUCCUUUGAGCUCCGGUCUGUCCAGUUCGGCAUCGCUCGAAGUUGCAGUCGCGACAUUCUUCGAAUGCUUCCUGCCGGAAAAUAUGGCCUAUUCCUCCGCCAAAGAAAAGGAUAUUCGAAAGGAACGCGCGUUACGUUGUCAGAAAGCCGAAAACGAUUGGGCACAUUCGCCAUGCGGUAUCAUGGAUCAACUAGCCUCGUCUGCCGCCCAAGUCGGCAAACUUAUGCUCAUUGACUGCCAAUCACUGGAAAUUGAACACGUCACUAUGAAAGCAAAUACACCAGAAGAUCCCGUUAUUCUUAUCACCAACUCAAAGGUCACGCACAGCAUUGCCGAUUCCGAGUAUGGGAUCCGACGAGCCCAGUGUCACGAUGCGCUCCUAGCAAUGCAGUCCAUUCCGCUCUACCACGUACUUUCUCUGCGAGACGCCACUAAGGAUGACGUGAAAGAGGCCGAAGCUAAGAUGAAUAAGAUUUCUUACCAUCGAGCUCUCCACGUCGUUAACGAAAAUGUUCGCACCAAAGAGUGCAAGGUUGCUCUGAAAAUGGGACUGUGGGAUCAUGUUGGAGAACUUAUGAAUGCGUCCCACGCAAGCUUGCGAGACGAGUACGAAGUAAGCUGUGAAGAAGUUGACUAUCUCGUCGAAGUAGCUCAGGCGUACGAAGGUGUGUACGGUUCCCGCAUGACCGGCGGCGGUUUUGGCGGUUGUACGGUCACUUUCGUUCAACGCCGAGUUGUCGAAGGACUCAUAAAGCAUUUACAAUCAUCUUACGAAGCCAAGUAUGGGAAACAAGCCGAGUGCUUUUUGACAGAACCGGCGGAAGGAGCC